Clupea harengus (Atlantic herring) is the source of this 11740-nucleotide messenger RNA. RefSeq names its product teneurin transmembrane protein 4 (gene tenm4). NCBI's taxonomy places the organism in Eukaryota, Metazoa, Chordata, Actinopteri, Clupeiformes, Clupeidae. Gene Ontology annotation, cellular component: neuron projection; membrane. Gene Ontology annotation, molecular function: protein homodimerization activity; cell adhesion molecule binding; protein heterodimerization activity. The record is from RefSeq and is a predicted model, not a curated record. Gene Ontology annotation, biological process: heterophilic cell-cell adhesion; signal transduction; neuron development.
GAAUCAGGGAGUACUCGCGCGCACCCCUUCACUCUACACAUGGUAUAAACCAUUUCGAGAUUGUAAGUGCUGCUUGUCAUUCCUGGGCAUUCACGACAGGCUCUCUCUGGCUUCCCAUUGAAAUAGUCAAAUCAUGUGUGUGCGUGUUGUACAUUAAGACUGCUCUUGGAUUCCCUUAUUCAAAAUUAAAAGCCUCCGAACGACAGCAGCUCUUUUCAGAGGACACUGGACCUAGGGUGCAUUUUAUUCCUCCGCGCGGCUUCUAUGAAAACGCAGUUUGCACCCUUUUCCCUUUGCCUCACGUUUGUUUUUCGACUGGAGAUGAUGAGAGACCGUUCUUAAGGACUCUACGUUGGUAAAGAACAGAAUUGGCUCCCUCAACCUGUACCUGUGCGAUUAAUUCAGCAACGAGGCGGAUAGACGUCGGAUGUGUAUUCAGAAUGCAUUUCUGGGUCUGAACUCAGUCACUUACCUUUUGAUGUUGACAAAAGAGAAGAGGUUGCCAUGGAAGUGAAGGAACGCAGACCUUAUCGCUCGCUGACCUCCAGAAGGGACACGGAGCGCCGUUACACAAGCUCUUCAGCCGACAGCGAAGACGGAAAGAUUAAUCCCAAGUCCUACAGCUCCAGCGAGACGCUCAAGGCCUUCGACCAAGACUCCAGGCUGGCCUAUGGAAGCAGGGUCAAAGAUGUAGUGCACCAUGAGGUUGACGAAUUCUGCAGGCAAGGGGCAGACUUCUCUCUCCGUGAUCUGGCCUUUGCCGAGGCUGUCCCCUCUCAUGUGGCGGCCUACCGGACGGAUCUGGGCCUGCCCCACCGCGAUUACUCUGUGAGCGUGGGCUCGGACGCCGACACCGAGACUGACGGCAUAAUGUCCCCGGAGCAUGCGGUCCGGCUGUGGGGCCGGCAGAACACCAAAUCAGGCCGCAGCUCCUGCCUGUCCAGCCGGGCCAACUCCAACUUAACGCUGACCGACACUGAACAUGAGAACACGGAGAAUGGUCCGCCUCUGCAUUGCUCCUCAGCCUCCUCCUCCCCUGUCGAGUCCCCAUUCCCUCCCCCUUCCCAUGCAGCCAAUGAGAGCCAUGGAAGGUUGCUAGGUAACAGUGUGGCUCAGCCAGCCCAGGACUCUGAGUCGGAAGAUGAGUUUGGCCCCAAUUCAUUCUUAGUUAAAACUGGCUCAGGGACCCUCUAUGCUCCUGCUGCCGCUGACGACGUCACUUUCCAGAAUCACUCCCGCCUGCGGACGCCGCCCGUCCCCUUGUCCCACUCCCACUCACCCAGUCUGCAGCACCAUGCCACCUCCGUCAACUCCCUGAACCGGGACAACUACACGCCGCGCAGUAACGCCAGCCCUGCCCCCACCGACAGCUCGGUGCCCCCAGAGGGCCCUGCCAGUACCCAGGAUUCGGGCAGUGCGCAGGACAACUGGCUGCUCAACAGCAACAUUCCCCUGGAGACAAGGAGCCAGAAUACUCUAAUGUUUAUCAGAGAAGAGCAAGACGCAUGCAGAGAUGGGCAGGGCUCUUACAGUACCAGAAACAUUGCAAAGCAGACAUUCCUUGAGACUUUGCAGGACAACUUGAUUGAGAUGGACAUUCUGGCGGCGGCGCGCCACGACGGCGCUUUCGGUGACGGGCACUUUCUCUUCAAACCCGGCGGAACCUCGCCAAUGUACUGCACAACAUCGCCGGGCUACCCUCUGACCUCCAGCACCGUCUACUCGCCCCCGCCGCGCCCGCUGCCGCGCAACACCUUCUCCCGGCCAGCCUUCAGCCUGAAGAAGCCCUACAAGCACUGCAACUGGAAAUGUGCUGCCCUCAGCGCCAUCCUCAUCUCCGUCACCCUAGUCUUUCUGCUGGCCUACUUCAUCGCCAUGCACCUCUUUGGGCUGAACUGGCACUUGCAGCCUAUGCAGAGACAGAUGUACCAGUUAACGGAGGAUAACACCAGCGGCCUGCCGCUGCCCACAGACUUAGGCCUGCCACCCCUGGGCAACACAGGGCUGGAACUGCCAGAUCGAAGAGGCAAGGACGACGGCAAAUUGGACGGCCUCUUUCCCGAUGACAGCUUCAUAGACAUGGGUGAGAUCGAUGUGGGUCGUAAGGUCGCGCAGCAGAUCCCGCCAGGCGUCUUCUGGAGGUCCCAGGUCUUUAUCGACCACCCCAUGUACCUCAAAUUCAAUGUGUCCCUUAGCAAAGAUGCCUUGGUGGGAAUCUAUGGCAGGAGAGGGCUCCCUCCGUCACAUACACAGUUUGACUUUGUGGAGCUCCUGGACGGUAGACGGCUCCUGGUGCAGGGGGUGCAGGGCCUGGAGGGCCCCCCGGCUGCUCACCAACAGCAGCAGCAGCCACAGAGGGGUCUGAUCCCGCUGGCCACCCACGACACAGGCUUUAUCCAGUACAUGGACUCGGGCAUCUGGCACCUGGCGGUCUACAACGAUGGCAAGGAGACGGAGCAGGUGUCCUUCCUCACUAUCGGUGUUGAUUCAAUCGAGGACUGCCCCAGCAAUUGCUUCGGCAAUGGGGACUGCAUCGCCGGCACCUGCCACUGUUUCCUGGGCUUCCGUGGCCCCGACUGCGGAAGAGCCUCGUGCCCAGUGCUGUGCAGUGGCAAUGGCCAGUACCUGAAAGGGCGCUGCAUGUGCCACAGCGGCUGGAAGGGAGCAGAGUGUGACGUUCCCACCAACCUGUGUAUCGAUGCAGCCUGCAGCGGCCAUGGCACCUGCAUUGGUGGCACCUGCAUCUGCAACCCAGGGUACAAAGGAGAGAGCUGCGAGGAAGUGGACUGCCUGGACCCCACGUGCUCGGGACGAGGGGUGUGUGUGCGUGGUGAGUGCCACUGCUUCACCGGCUGGGGCGGCUCUGGCUGUGAGAGCCCACGGGCCUCCUGCAUGGACCAGUGCUCCGGCCACGGGGCCUUUCUGGCCGACACCGGAACCUGCAGCUGUGACCCCAACUGGACCGGCCACGACUGCUCCACUGAGAUUUGUGCAGCAGACUGUGGCGGCCAUGGCAUCUGUGUGGCGGGCACCUGUCGCUGCGACGAGGGCUGGAUGGGCGCCGGCUGUGACCAGAGGGCAUGCCACCCGCGCUGCCAGGAGCACGGCACCUGCAAGGACGGCAAAUGCGAGUGCAGCCCCGGGUGGAACGGAGAGCACUGCACCAUCGCUCACUAUCUGGAUAAGGUAGUGAAAGAGGGAUGUCCCGGUCUGUGCCACGGCAACGGCAGGUGCACACUGGGUAAUAACGGCUGGUACUGCGUGUGCCAGCUGGGCUGGCGCGGAGCAGGGUGUGACACCUCCAUGGAAACGGCCUGUAGCGACGGCAAGGACAACGACGGAGAUGGUCUGGUGGAUUGCAUGGACCCUGACUGCUGUCUGCAGGCCUCCUGCCACACCACGUCCCUGUGUGUGGGCUCGCCUGACCCCCUGGACAUCAUCCAGGAGACCCAGAUCUCCUCGGGCCAAAGCACUCUGCAGUCCUUCUACGAGCGCAUCCACUUCCUGAUUGGCCGAGACAGCACCCACGUCAUCCCCGGGUCUAACCCUUUUGAUGGCAGUCAUGCCUGUGUUAUCCGUGGACAAGUGGUGACUUCCGACAGCACCCCACUGGUGGGAGUGAACAUCAGCUUUAUUAAUAACCCUACCUAUGGCUACACCAUCACCAGACAAGAUGGCAGCUUCGACCUGGUCGCCAGCGGAGGUGUGGCCAUCGCCCUGCGCUUUGAGCGUGCUCCCUUCAUCACCCAGGAGCACACCUUGUGGUUGCCGUGGGGGCGCUUCUUCGUCAUGGACACAGUCGUCAUGCGCCACGAGGUCAAUGACAUCCCCAGCUGUGACCUGAGCAGCUUCGCCAGGCCCAGCCCCGUGGUGGCACCCGCUCCGCUCACCGCCUUCGCUGGGACCUGCGUGGAGAGGGGCUACAUUGUACCUGAAAUUCAGGCCUUGAAGUCGGAAGUGCGGAUCCCUGGCACGGACAUGCGACUCAGUUACCUGAGCAGCCGGACCCCGGGCUACAAGUCGCUCCUGCGGGUGACCCUCACCCACACCAUCAUCCCCUUCAACCUGAUGAAGGUACACCUGAUGGUGGCCGUAGAGGGACGCCUCUUCAGGAAGUGGUUCCCCGCCGCGCCCAACCUGGUCUACGACUUUUUGUGGGACAAGACUGACGUCUACAGCCAGAAAGUGUACGGCCUGUCUGAGACCUUCGUGUCCGUGGGGUACGAGUACGAGUCCUGUCCAGACAUCAUCCUCUGGGAGAAGAGGACGGCUGUCCUGCAGGGCUACGAGACCACAGCCUCCAAGCUGGGCGGAUGGUCCCUGGACAAGCACCAUGCCCUGAACAUCCAGAGUGGCAUCCUCCACAAAGGCAACGGCGAGAAUGUGUUCAUUUCCCAGCAGCCCCCUGUGAUUGGGAGCAUCAUGGGUAACGGACGGAGGCGGAGCAUUUCCUGCCCCAGCUGUAACGGCCUGGCGGACGGCAACAAGCUGCUGGCUCCGGUGGCGCUGGCAUGUGGCUCGGACGGCAGCCUGUACGUAGGCGACUUCAACUACGUUCGACGGGUCUUCACCACGGGCAACGUCACCAGUGUGCUGGAGCUCAGAAAUAAAGAUUUCAAGCAUAGCAACAGCCCAACCCAUAAAUACUACCUGGCCACUAGCCCAGUGACCGGGGCGGUCUACCUGUCCGACACCAGCACCAGGAAGGUGCUCAAGAUCAAGUCCCUGAGCAAGGUGAAGGACGUGGCCAAGAACCUGGAGGUGGUUGCAGGCACUGGGGACCAGUGUCUGCCCUACGACGAGACUCGCUGUGGGGAUGGAGGCAAAGCCAUUGAGGCCCCCCUCACCAAUCCCAGAGGCAUUGCCGUGGACAAAUACGGUGUCAUCUUCUUCGUGGACGGCGUCAUGAUCCGCCGAGUGGACCAGAACGGAAUCAUCUCAACGCUGCUGGGUUUUAACGACCUGACUUCAGCUAGGCCUCUGAGCUGUGACUCGGCCAUGGACAUCUCCCAGGUGCGGUUGGAGUGGCCGACUGACCUGGCGGUGAGCCCAAUGGACAACUCUCUGUAUGUUCUGGACAACAAUGUAGUGCUCCAGAUCUCUGAGAACCACCAGGUGCGCAUUGUGGCUGGCCGUCCCAUGCACUGCCAGGUUCCCGGCAUCGACCACUUCCUAGUAAGCAAAGUGGCGGUGCAUGCCACGCUGGAGUCGGCGAACGCCCUGGCGGUCUCGCACAGUGGCGUGCUCUACAUCGCUGAGACGGAUGACAUGAAGGUGAACCGCGUGCGGCAGGUGUCGACCAGCGGCGAGAUCUCGCUGGUGGCUGGCUCCCCGAGUGGCUGCGACUGCAAAAGCGACCCCAACUGCGACUGCUACUCCGGCGACGAGGGCUACGCCAAGGACGCGCGGCUGUACGCGCCCUCCUCGCUGGCCGUGUCACCCGAUGGCGAGCUGUUCAUCGCCGACCUCGGGAACGUGCGCAUCCGCUACGUGCGCCGCAACCGCCCCUUCCUGAGCCCGCUCAACAUGUACGAGGUGACGUCGCCCAUCGACGACGAGCUCUACCUGUUCGAAGCCAACGGCAGCCACAUCUACACGCAGAGCCUCACCACUGGCGACUACAUCUACAACCUCACCUACACCGGCGAGGGCGACCUGGGCACCGUAACCGACCUCAACAAGAACGUGGUGACCAUCCGCCGUGAUGCCACCAGCAUGCCCCUCUGGAUCAUGGCACCCGACGGGCAGACCUUCUGGUUCACCAUCGGCACCAACAACGCCCUGAAGAGUGUGGCGGCCCAGGGGCACGAGCUGGCCAUCAUGACCUACCACGGGAGCUCGGGGCUCCUCGCCACCAUGAGCGACGAGGACGGCUGGACCACUUUCUAUGAGUAUGACAGCUACGGGCGCCUGACGAACGUCACCUACCCGACGGGCAGAGUGAGCAGCUACCGGAGUGACAUGGACAGCUCCGUCAGGGUCCAGACCGAGGGCUCCAACAAAGAAGACAUCACCAUCACCACCAACCUCUCCGCCUCCGGAACCUUCUACACGCUCAUGCAGGAGCAAGUGCGUAACAGCUACUACAUCGGCCUGGACGGUUCGCUGCGGCUGGUCCUGGCCAACGGGAUGGAGGUGUCCCUGCACACAGAGCCCCACCUGCUGGCCGGCACGGUCAACCCCACCGUCAGCAAGCGCAACGUCACGCUGCCCAUUGACAACGGCCUCAACCUGGUGGAGUGGAGGCAGCGCAAGGAGCAGGCCCGCGGCCAGGUCACCGUCUACGGCCGCCGGCUCAGGGUACACAACCGCAAUCUGCUGUCCAUGGACUUCGACCGCAUCACCCGAACCGAGAAGGUGUAUGACGAUCACAGGAAGUUCACACUGCGCAUCCACUACGACCACGCCGGCCGCCCCACCCUCUGGGCCCCCAGCAUCCGCCUCAAUGGCGUCAAUGUCACCUACUCCGCCAGCGGGCAUGUGGCCGGCAUCCAGAGGGGCACCAUGUCCGUGCGCAUGGACUAUGACCAGAAUGGCCGCAUAAACUCACAGACCUUCGCCGACGGGAAGUCGUGGACCUACACCUAUCUGGAGAAGUCCAUGGUCCUGCUGCUCUUCAGUCAGCGGCAGUACAUAUUUGAGUUUGACAAGAACGACCGCCUGUCGUCGGUGACCAUGCCCAACGUGGCGAGGCAGACCCUGGAGACCACGCGCUCAGUGGGCUACUACCGCAAUACGUACCGGCCGCCAGAGGGAAACGCGUCGGUGCUGCAAGACUACAGCGAGGAGGGCUUGCUGCUGCAGACCCAGCACCUGGGCACAGGCCGACGCGUUAUUUACAAGUACGGCAAGCUCUCGAAGCUACUGGAGGUGCUCCACGACACGACUCGCGUGGCCUUCACCUAUGACGAAGCGGCCGGGUUGCUAAAGACAGUUAGCCUUCAGAGCGAGGGCAGCUUCACCUGUACAAUCCGGUACCGGCAGCUGGGCCCACUCAUCGACCGACAGAUCUUCCGCUUCAGCGAGGAGGGUCUGGUGAACGCCCGAUUUGACUACAACUACGACAACAGCUUCCGGGUGACCAGCAUGCAGGCGGUCAUCAACGAGACGCCGCUACCCAUCGACCUAUAUCGCUAUGACGAUGUGUCGGGCAAGACGGAGCAGUUUGGCAAGUUCGGUGUCAUCUACUACGAUAUAAACCAGAUUAUCACCACCGCUGUAAUGACACACACCAAGCACUUUGACGCCUAUGGCCGUGUCAAGGAGGUUCAGUACGAGAUCUUCCGGUCACUUAUGUAUUGGAUGAUGGUGCAGUAUGACAACAUGGGCCGUGUGGUGGCUAAGGAGCUGAAAGUCGGACCUUACGCCAACACCACUCGCUAUGCCUACGAGUAUGACGCGGACGGCCAGCUGCAGACCGUCUCCCUUAACGACAAACCGCUCUGGCGCUAUAGUUACGACCUCAAUGGAAACCUGCACCUGCUGAGUCCCGGAAGCAGCGCUCGCCUCACCCCACUGCGCUAUGACCUGCGAGACCGGAUCACGCGUCUCGGUGACGUCCAGUACCGGAUGGACGAGGACGGCUUCCUGCGCCAGCGAGGCAACGACUACUUUGAGUACGACUCGGCCGGACACCUGACCCGGGCCUACAACCGGGUGGCUGGCUGGAGUGUGCAGUACCGCUACGACGGGCUGGGUCGCCGCGUGUCCAGCCGCAGCAGCCCGGGACACCACCUGCAGUUCUUCUACGCCGACCUGUCCAGCCCGGCCCGGGUCACGCACCUGUACAACCACUCGAGCUCCGAGAUCACCUCUCUGUACUACGACCUCCAGGGCCACCUCUUCGCCAUGGAGUUGAGCAGCGGGGACGAGUUCUACGUGGCAUGCGACAACAUCGGCACCCCGCUGGCCGUCUUCAGCGGGUCGGGCGCCAUGAUCAAGCAGAUCUUCCACACGGCCUUCGGCGAGGUCUACCUGGACACCAACCCCAGUUUCCAGCUCAUCAUCGGCUACCAAGGCGGCAUCUACGAGCCCCUCAUCAAACUGGUCCACAUGGGCAAGCGCGACUAUGACUCUCUCGCGGGACGCUGGACCACACCUGACCACGACGUGUGGCAGUCGCUGAACGGCAACAACAUUGCGCCCUUUAACCUCUACAUGUUCAAGAACAACAACCCCCUGACCAAUAGCCGGGAGACCAAGUGCUACAUGACAGAUGUCAACAGCUGGCUGGUGACAUUCGGCUUUCAGCUGUACAACGUCAUUCCGGGCUACAAGAAGCCCGUCUUGGACUCCAUGGAGCCUUCGUACGAGCUGAUCAACACACAGAUGAAGACUCAGGAAUGGGACAGCACCAAGUCAUUGCUCGGCGUGCAAUGCGAGGUGCAGCGGCAGCUGAAGUCGUUUGUGCGCCUGGAGCGCUUUGGUCAGAUCUACCAGGCAAGCAGCGCCGGCUGCGUGCCGGCCAAAAGCGACAAGGCUUUCGCCUCGGGCUCCUCCAUGUUCGGCCGUGGCUUCAAGCUGGCCAUACGCGAAGGGCACGUGCACGCUGACAUCAUCAGCCUGGCCAGCGAGGACGGGCGGCGGCUGGCAGCGGUGCUGGACGGCGCCCUCUACUUGCACGAGCUGCGCUACACGGUGGACGGCGCGGACACGCACCACUUCGUCAAGUCGGGCAGCGCAGAGGGCGACCUGUCGCUGCUUGGCAUGACGGCGGGCCGCCGCACACUGGAGUCGGGCACCAACGUGACGGUGUCGCAGAUGAACGCGGUGCUGGGCGGCCGCACACGGCGCAUCACCGACGUUACACUGCAGCACGGCCCGCUGUGGUUGUGCGUGCGGUACGGCAGCGGCGCCGACGAGGAGCGGUCACGCGUGCUGGAGCUGGCGCGGCAGCGGGCCGUGAUGGGCGCCUGGGCCCGCGAGCGCCAGAGACUGCGCGACGGCGAGGACGGCUCGCGGGCGUGGACCGGGGGCGAGAGGCAGCAGCUACUCAACGGGGGCCGCGUGCCCGGCUACGAUGGCUACUACGUGGCCUCGGCUGACCAGUACCCCGAGCUGGCCGACAGCCCCAGCAACAUCCAUUUCAUGCGACAGAGCGAGAUGGGCAGGUGACAUGAACCCGGUGACCGUGACCCCGCUCACCCUCCUCCGGAGAGGGGAACUGACUGGACACGACACACACACACGGACAGCGUCAUUUAAGGACUUCUUGCCAAAGACGGAUGUUGUUGUUUGUUUUGUUUUGAUUAUUUGAACAUGUGACCACUUCAUGUUUUUAAUUCUCAUGUGUCCUAAGACUUGUGUGUUCAUUUUUUUUAACAAACGGACAAACUCUUGGUUGCAUCAAGAGUUUGCUCCUCUGAUACAGUAGUGCCCUUUUAUCGUGUGUUACUUUUGUUUCCAUUCGGGAGUUCUUUACCAGUCUUUGCCCUUCAAGUGCGGCUGCUAGAGGACGAUGAGUCGACCCAGCGCUGGAGGUGUUGUCGACUUGUUCUUGCGACGUCCCCAUUUGAUGAUCCUGUUUAAAGGAGCAGACGAGCAGUGGUGCUGCUGGCGUUGGCUGGGUCCACGGGCUCCGCCCGGCCCAGCCCAGCGCGAAAAGCAAAUGGAUCCACGCCAAAACGCUCACUUCGUUUCUGCCUUUUUUUCUGCACCUCGGCCAAGGAGAGACAUUUCUCUGUCAAACUGUUUUGUUUAUUUUUCGCUUUGGUUCUUUCUUUUUCAUCAUUGUUUUAUACUUGAAAAAAAAUCCCCUUCACAAAUUGACCCUGUUUAAAGAAAAGAACUUUGAUGUCUGCUGUAUGCAUAGCCCUACAGUCACGGCUCUAACUGAACUCUAGUCUAAGUUUUUGACAAUGUAGUGGUGUCUUGUUAAUAUUUCAUUUUUUCAAAAAAAAAAAAAAAAAGCUUUGUAUUCAUCUCGUGGUCUCAGCCCCCUUGCAAGACUCCUAAAGGGCUUUGGCUCAGACCUGCCUUCAGUUCAGGUUGACUUACUUUUGGUAACAUACCUAGAUUUUCUUAAACCAUCGUUUCAAUUUGAUAUCUGUGGCCUACAUUGUGCUGCAAGCUUAGCACAAGGAAGACCCCAAACUUUGAUUUACAACACUGUUUUUUCUUUUGUUUCAGUUUUAAAAGUGUUUGUUGCCUUUUAAUGUACAUUUAAACAGAAUAUUCAGAAAAAAAGACUCUCCAUCAACUGUGCUCAUGGGCACUGAAGAGUUAACUGAGGAAAAAAAGAUACUAGAGCCAAACCUAUAAGGAAAAAAAUGUGGAACAAUGUUUUCUGUAUUAAAGAAUGGAAGGUAUUUUACUCAAAUGGUUUUAAAUCACCAUCAGUUAUUUUAUAUAUAGCUAUAUAAAGUACCAGUAUAACAAUGUGAACUCCGAAAUGUGAACUGUUGUCCCUCUCAUUGGUACUUGUCGUACUUGAACAAUGCUUUAGGGUGUUGGAGUGCAGUACAUGGAAUAAAUUAUAAAUAUGUUUGGAAAGGUGACAUUAGUGGAAGGUUUCAUUUAGAUUUUUACACAGGACAUCUGUUUUUUAAUCCUUUUUAAAUGUCCUUGGUUCCUUACAGUUUGCAGUAUUUAUUAUUUUUAAUUUUUUUUAAAUCAAGGUUACUUUUUACUCAAAAAGGAAACUCAUUGGAUAAUCAAAGUGACAUAAACGCUUGACAAAAUUGAAUACAAGGGACAGAGAACCACUGACACAGAUACUAUUAAUCUCCCCCCAAAUCUGCCCUGCCGUUCACUGAACCGAGGGUGAACAGUGUAUUGAAAGGGUUUUGGAAUAUAAAAAAAAAAAAAAAACUAUAAAUAAAUACAUCUUAAGACUUUGAAUAACUACCUGAAGUGAACUAUGGAUAGCCUGACCAUGGAGUGAGCUAAAGGGUCUGGGUGUGUUCACGUACCAGAAAAACUACAACCCUCAUACACGUUCUACCAUAUACACCAACAAUACAGUGCUCCUGGACUGAACUGAUGACCUCUGAAAAUGUUAUUGUGGUGUGAAGUUGCUGAAAACGAUUUGUUUCCUACAAGAAGAAAGGUGAUGUAUCUCAUAUAUGUCACCAAAUAUGUCCCUCUGCUCACUGAAAGUGUACCUACCUAAAGCUAUGAAUGGUGUUUAAAUGACGCAAAAUGGUGUACUCUUAGUGACACCUCUUCAUGCAAUGGUUUGUGGGGAAAAUCCAUAGCUGAAGACUGGUGAUGUUUUCUAACUACUCUCAUCAAGUUGCCUGGUUGGGGGAUGGGGCCGGGUGGUGGGGUUUGGGGAGGGGAGGGGAGGGGGGCAGAACAACUCAAACAAGUGUCUAAAUCUGUACAAAUUUUUUAUUUUUUUUUGCUGUUGUCAAAUACAGUGAUAUACUCUUGUCAGGCAUUCUUGCUGUAUUUAAAAAAUAUGAGAACAUACUUUUUGAAUGAAGGAAAAACUGCAUUGUGGAAAAAUAUUGCACUGAGAAAAAUUGCUUUGUAAGGCUGUAAUGUUAUUUGUUUGUUUUUUAAGUUGGGAUUCAUUUUAAUUGUUCGGAUUGUUUUUUUGUUUUGGUUCAUUUCUUUCUUUUUUUGUUCUCAGCACUAUGUUUCUAAGGCUUCUCCUGAACCAUGUACAUAAGACAAUGACAACAAAAGUAAGCUGUAAAUAAAAUGCAAAUGUAGAUACCUUUUAGACCUACAACAGUGACCCUGUGUAGUCUUUAGGUUUAAAAAAAAUAAUAAAAUAAAGGAUAUUUUGUGUUUA